Camellia sinensis is the source of this 522-nucleotide messenger RNA. Lineage: Eukaryota; Viridiplantae; Streptophyta; Magnoliopsida; Ericales; Theaceae. The record is from RefSeq and is a predicted model, not a curated record.
AUGGAUAGCACGAAGGUGGCAGCAAUUGUUGAUUGGCCACAACCUACUUCUGUGACAGAGAAAGGGAUAAAGUUUGAGUGGAAUGAUGAUUGUGAGCAUACCUUCCAAGAGUUUAAACUGAGGUUGACAUCAGCUCCAAUCCUUGCCUUACCUACAGAUGGUGGCGGUUUUGUGAUUUAUAGUGAUGUUUCACGACAGCGUUUAGGAUAUGUGCUCAUGCAGCAUGGGAAGGCAAGUGUGAUUGCGGAUGCCUUGAGUAGGAAGGUCGCAAUUGGAAAUGUAGCUGCUUUGUCUAUUGAGAGUUGUUUGGUGGAAUACAUGAGGCGUUUGAGGCUUGAGGUUGUUACGCCUGGUGAUAAGGCUUAUUGUAGUCAAUUGACAGUUCAGCUGACCUUGAGAGAACGAAUUCGUUUAGCUCAGGAGAUUGACCCCCAAUGUAAGCAUAUUAAAGGAGAGAUGGCAGAGGGUAAGCAUGUAGACUUUGUGGUUAAUGAUGGUGGGUUGCUUAGAUUCCGUAGCUGA